UAAAAACAACAUGGCGGACAGUGUCAAUCCGGGAACGUCGUGAUCGUAACGUGAAAUAAUGAAUUUUGUUGUUUUAGAAUAUGGGUGAAUAUGUGCAAUAAUUUACUUAACAAUUGUGUGCUAAGUGUUGUGUUUUAAUUGUAUUUGUGUUAUCUGAGUGUCAAAAUGGCCACGGAUAAGAUUAAAGUAGCCGUUCGGGUUCGUCCUUUUAACAGGCGAGAACUCGAACUGGGUACACAAUGCGUGGUGGAAAUGGAGAGUCAGCAGACGAUUCUGCAGAUUCCACAGUCGGCGCACGAGAAAGAAAGAAAACAACCAAAGACAUUUGCGUUCGACCACUGCUUCUACUCCCUGGACCCAUCCCUGCCACACUUUGCCUCUCAGAAGACAGUAUUCGAAUGUCUUGGCAGGGAUAUACUCGACAAUGCCUUCGAUGGAUACAACGCUUGUAUCUUUGCGUAUGGACAAACAGGUUCAGGGAAGUCCUACACGAUGAUGGGCUCGCCGGGGGCUGAUGAAGGUGGCAUCAUCCCACGGCUAUGCGACUCUUUAUUCGAGAGGAUCAAAGUACAACAGUCACCACCAGCACUUACCUACAAGGUCGAAGUGUCAUACAUGGAAAUAUACAACGAACGAGUACACGACCUGCUGGACCCAGAGACGACGAGGCGAUCACUACGCGUGCGCGAGCAUGCAGUGCUUGGACCUUACGUUGAUGGGCUCUCGCAAUUAGCUGUUACUUCAUUUCAGGACAUCGACAAUCUAAUGACAGAAGGCAACAAAUCGCGAACAGUAGCAGCGACUAAUAUGAACAGCGAAUCAUCACGAUCUCACGCAGUGUUUAGCGUCGUUCUAACUCAGACUUUGACUGACGCUGCGACUGGUGUGUCUGGUGAGAAAGUCGCACGUCUGUCGCUGGUCGACCUGGCUGGUUCGGAGCGAGCCGUCAAGACUGGCGCUGUGGGCGACAGGCUGAAAGAAGGCUCCAAUAUUAACAAAUCUCUAACAACCCUUGGUCUAGUAAUAUCGAAACUAGCUGACCAAUCGUCUGGUACAAAGAACAAAGAUAAAUUCGUGCCGUACAGAGACUCCGUGCUCACGUGGCUGCUCAAAGACAACCUUGGAGGGAACAGUAAGACUGUUAUGGUCGCUACAAUAUCACCAGCUGCGGAUAACUACGAAGAAACACUAUCAACGCUGCGAUACGCCGACCGAGCGAAACGCAUCGUCAACCACGCUGUAGUGAACGAGGACCCGAAUGCGCGUAUCAUUCGGGAACUACGCCAGGAGGUGGAGACGCUCAAGGAGAUGUUGAAGUAUGCCACGGUAAGUGGCACGGGUUCCCCUGUGGGUGAAGAAGUACACGAGAAACUGGCACAAAGCGAGCAUCUGAUGAAGGAAAUGUCAAGGACGUGGGAAGAGAAACUGGUUGAAACUGGUCGGAUACAAAGUGAGCGUCAGCAUGCGCUAGAAAAGAUGGGCAUCAGCGUGCAAGCGAGUGGCAUCAAAGUCGAAAAGAACAAAUAUUACCUGGUCAACUUAAAUGCGGACCCUUCGCUCAACGAACUCCUUGUAUACUACCUUAAGGAUCGCACACUGGUCGGAGGAUCUAGUUCAGCAGACAUUCAGCUCUCCGGUCUCGGUAUCCAACCGGAGCAUUGUCAACUUCUCGUCGAAGGCGGAGGCCUACACAUGGAACCUCUCGGUGCUGCGCGGUGCUUCGUCAACGGCACUCCUGUAGUCUCCCGAGUCAGGCUCGGACAUGCCGACAGAAUAUUGUGGGGAAAUCAUCAUUUCUUCAGGGUCAACUGUCCUAAGGCUACCGAACAAGAUUCUGGUUACUCCACAGCGACGGCCUCCGAACCCCAAACUCCUGCGCAACCUAUCGACUACAACUUCGCUCGGGAUGAGAUUAUGCUGAAUGAACUUAGCAAUGAUCCGAUUCAGACUGCGAUAUCUAGGCUUGAGAAACAACAUGAAGAGGAUAAACAAGUGGCGCUAGAAAAACAACGGCAGGAAUAUGAGCGACAGUUCCAACAGCUAAGAAAUAUACUAUCGCCUUCAACACCAUAUCCUCCUUACGCGUAUGAUCCACUCAAACUAGGUAAAAUGACAGCUUGCACGCCAACCACGGCGGCCCGCGUAGAGCGCUGGGCGGCGGAACGUGACGAUACGUUCAAGCGGUCACUCGGACGACUCAAAGCUGACAUAUUGAGAGCCAACGCACUCGUACAGGAAGCCAACUUCUUGGCUGAGGAGAUGAGGAGGAACACUCGCUUCAGCGUCACACUGCAGAUACCCCCGCAGAAUCUUAGUCCUAACAGAAAGCGCGGCGCGUUCGUAUCAGAGCCAGCGAUAAUGGUGAAGCGUCCGGGUCGUAGUGGCCAGGUGUGGUCGAUGGAGAAGUUGGACAACAAGUUGGUGGACAUGCGCGACAUGUACGACGAGUGGCGCCGCACGCAGCUGAGGGGGGACGCGGACAUCGAAGAGGUACGACUGCCCAGCGGAGACGGAGAACAAACAGAGACAGCAUUAGACCCGUUCUAUGAAUCGCAAGAGAAUCACAAUUUGAUCGGAGUUGCGAACGUGUUCUUGGAAGCUUUGUUCCACGAUGUAACGCUGGACUACCACACGCCCAUCAUCAGCCAACAGGGAGAGGUCGCCGGGAGGUUACAGGUGGAAAUAAGUCGAGUGGCGGGCCAGUUUCCUCAAGACAGAAUAUGUGAAGCUGCUUCCGACAGUUCCGGGGAUAUGAGAGACGAUGAUGACCCGGCUGAUACAGCGACGCAACAGGUCACAAUCCGAGUAUCAAUAAAGCAGGCAACAGGUCUUCCACCAUCGCUAUCCCACUUCGUGUUCUGCCAGUACUCGCUGGGGGCGGGGGAGCCAGUGGUGGUUCCGCCAGUAGUGUCGGCGGACACGCCCCCCGCAGCCCCGCAAGCCCCGCCCCUUUCCCCCAGGCACCAAUCACUCGUCACCUUCCGAUUUGACCAUAAAAAGGACUUCACCAUUCCAUUGACUGAAGAGUUCAUUGAACAUUGUGCUGAGGGUGCCCUAUCAAUCGAAGUAUGGGGCCACCGUUCGGCCGGGUUCAGUCGCGCGCGCGGCAACUGGGAGGUAGAGCAACAACAACUGGCCAAGGCGCGCUCACUGGCAGACCGGUGGACUGAACUCACGCGGAAGAUUGAACUCUGGGUCGAGAUACAUGAGCUCAAUGAUAAUGGAGAAUACGCUCCUGUUGAGGUGGUCCAGCGUAACGACGUAUGGACGGGCGGCGUGUACCAGGUCCGGCAGGGACAGCAGCGGCGGAUCGCAGUACGAGUGCGGCCCGCGCAUAAUUCCGGGACACUGCCACUCGUGUGCCAGCAGAUACUUAGCAUCGAGGUCGGCUCCGUCAGCGUCAGAUCACGCCUACAAAUGCCAUUAGACUCGUAUCAAGAUGAAGAUCUAGCAGUGUUACGGGAGAGGUGGAGCGAUGCGUUGUUCCGUAGACGACAACAUUUACAUGCACAAUUGCAGAAACUCGUAAACAUGUCGCCGUCGAUGAAGAGUGAGCGUGACAACGAGAGGGAACAGUCUCUCGUCGAACAGUGGGUCUCACUUACUGAGGAGAGAAAUGCCGUUUUAGUUCCCAGUCCGGGCAGUCCCAUACCCGGAGCGCCGGCCGCCUGGGUGCCACCGCUGGGCAUGGAACACCAUAUACCUGUACUGUUCUUAGAUCUCAAUGCGGACGACCUGACCACGCACCCGAGCGGCGAGGAGGUGACGGUGGCGGGGCUGCACUCGAUCCUGCCGAAGGAGCACGGGAACAAGUUCUACGACCUGCAGAUACUGCACCACCACGACAAAGAUGUCUCCGCCGUCGCCUCCUGGGACUCCUCCAUACAUGACUCACAGUACCUCAACCGGAUCACUGAAGCCAACGAACGCGUGUACCUGAUUCUGAAGACCACAGUUCGGUUGUCGCACCCCGCCCCCAUGGAUCUCAUACUUAGGAAACGUUUAGGGUUAAACAUAUACAAGCGACAGAGCUUCACUGAUCGGAUACGCAAGAAGAUUGUCAGUUAUUACGUGGACAGGACGGACCAGCUGACACACACCGGAGUGACGUACGAGGUCGUCUCCAAUAUACCGAAGGCGUCCGAGGAGUUGGAGGAGAGGGAGAGCCUCGCACAGAUCGCUGCUACUGGGGAGGAAGCUAGCGCUGCUGAUGGGGAGACUUAUAUCGAAAAAUACACUCGUGGUGUGAGUGCGGUGGAGAGUAUACUGACGCUGGACCGACUCCGUCAGAGCGUCGCCGUCAAGGAGCUGGAGCAGGCGCGCGGACAACCUAUCACCAUGCGCAAGACCGCCUCCGUGCCGAACUUCUCACAGCUGUCGCAGGCGCUGGAGCACGUCGCCAAGAACGGGAACAACUUGAUGCGACUGGACUCAUCAUUCGAGUCUCUGGCCGGGCUGGCGUCAGGCCGCGCCGGCAGUAUGGCGGACCUGGCGGAGGACACGCCGCGCCGCGCCGUGCACCGACACUCGUACGCCGCGCCCUCGCACAACGACCCCGAGAUACCAACACCCACCAAACCAUUCGGACUCGCCCGGCCAACGUUCCUAAACUUGAAUUUGAACCUGAACUCUCUGCGACUGCAGACGCCCAACAAGUCGUCUCCGGCGAGUGGCAAGCUUGGGUUGCGUAUGACGACGCUACACGAGGAGCCGGGCAGGAGGAACGAUGAGGACUCACAUUCGGAGCCAGAGUCGGCACCCGUUGAUGAGCUUACUACGCCACGGUCACAUCGUACACGCAACCGCGCUACUUCCCGCGGUUUCCUACCAACAUCGAAGACGUUAGACUCACUCCACGAGCUGGCGUGUGAACGAGUGCCCAACAAGAACUCACCCUCAAUAUCAUCCAGCGGCUAUGGUUCACAAGCAGUAUCAUCCACAAACCUGACGAACGACGACACACUUUCAAUCCGAAGCAUGUCCGUCGACGAGACACCAGACUUCGACAAAACAAUGGACUACACACACAUCAGUAGGACCAAGAAUUCCAUGGCUGGCCUUCGGAAUGAAAUCACGGAACUAAGAAACGAUAUCAAUGACUUGAAGAAUGAUAUUGUGGAGUCGAAACAUGAGUUAGACGAUUCUAUGUUUGAGAAGGCAAAGACGCCAGUACUUACGCCUGGUUCAAGGAAUCGCAUCAACCCGUUUUUGAGGGAUUGUGAGGAUACUGUUAAAGAUGAGUCGAAGAAUACAAUGGUGGAUCCUUUGGGAGCCCUCCCAGUGGAGAGUGCGGUACUGUCCAGCAGUAAGAGCGUUGACAAUACGCAAGUCAACGGUGAUGUGAGCCAUGAACCGCCGAAUGAUAUUUCACAUGACACCUCGCAGGAUACAUCGCAUGAUACGUCGUUUGGUGAAGCUGAAAUAGAAUCAGUGAGCUCUGAACAAUCAAGUCACGAUGCUGAGCGAAGCCGGGAAGCUUCGUCUGUCGGCGAGAGUGACUCGGCAUCUACCGGACCUGACCAACCUGUUGUUAAGACACAACUGCCGGCCGGCAAGGUUGUCCGUCGUCGUGCCGGCGGUAGUGCGCGCAAUGCGUCGCGUGCGUCGUUCCCCAGCGGACGGCCGCGCUCCGCGCACGAACCCGGCCUGCAUCAUACGCCCGCCUCCUCUACUGAACGGAUCGGGGACGACGAUUCGUCGGAGUGUCCAGUGCUACAGCCGUGGAUGUGUGUGGGAGAGAGCGUCCAGCUGCGCCUCAGUAGCAGUACGGGCGUCAUCGCGUACGCCGGGCCCACGCACUUCGCGGCCGGCACGUGGAUCGGGAUCGAACUCGACGCGCCCACUGGCAAAAACGACGGUUCAGUAGGCGGUCAGCGUUACUUCGAGUGCCGACCCCGUCACGGUAUAUUCGUGCGGCCCGACAAGAUCGUACACGACCGCCGCGGCCGCUCCGCGCGCGCCUUCCGGGACAACGAGCUCAAGCGGGCGCAGAGCAAGGGAGAAGGCCUACACAACUUACACAGAUCGCGGAGUCGCGGCGACAGCAUAAACUCUGUCGGCACCAAAACUAGGAUUAGCAAAUAGAGCAUCCUCCGCCUCGGCGUACAUCGCUCGCUCCACGAACCUCUCCACACAGGACGCGGACACAGCCGGCAAUGUAUCCGACCGAAUUUAUAUUUACGUCCCACACUACUUGUAUCAUAGAAUCGCAUUUUUCGUUGCAGUCGUGUAACUCGUAUGGUGCUUAUAUGUAUUGUAGAUGUUUAUUUACUACCCUUGAAGCAAUAUUGUUCGCCUUCGUUUUUAUUGAGUCGGGGACAGAGUAGGGGAAACCAGUCUCUGUUUUAUUGACCGCGUCAAUAGAAUGUGUAGACGUCGCCAUGUUUCCGGAUUGUUUGACUCUCGGUGUCCUAUAGGGCAGGACAUCGGGACACUGAGAACGCCCUGCAGAUGUUAGUACAGUUGGCUACACAAGUGGUAUGUCACCACGACAGUUAGCGACAAAUGUUACAUAUAUAUGAGAAACGUAUUUUAAAUCACUGCCUCUAUAAGCUAAGAGGAUAAUCACGUUUUGUCAUAAAAAAUAAUCAAAUUUAUAGCAAUAUUAUAGUCAAAUAUACUAUAAAGUAAGAGUCAUCUGUAUAUAACACUUGCUGUUUUUUUUAUCGUGUAUAAUAUACCACUUUUGUAGUGAACUGUCGUUAUGUUUUAUCGUAUGGAUUAAAUGAAAUUAUUUUUAAAUAUUUGUAAAUAAUAUUAUGGAAUUAUAAUGUGAUUUAAUUUUAUC
Messenger RNA from Spodoptera litura, 6787 nucleotides. It is a transcript of the gene Khc-73, whose product is annotated as Kinesin heavy chain 73. Gene Ontology annotation, molecular function: microtubule motor activity; ATP binding; microtubule binding. Gene Ontology annotation, biological process: microtubule-based movement. Lineage: Eukaryota; Metazoa; Arthropoda; Insecta; Lepidoptera; Noctuidae. The record is from RefSeq and is a predicted model, not a curated record.